AUGGAAACAACAAAUAUUCCGUCCUUCGAAAGUCUUGAUCUCGCAGACGAUCAACGUUCAAAUAAAAUAUUUUCUUCAAUAUUGAAGACACUGUUGGUUAAUGGAAAUCGAUAUAUGACUGCAAAGGAAAUAGUAGAGGGGAUUCACGAACAUGGAUUCACGAGACUUGGGGGACUUACGCCACAAGCCACUGUCCAAGGCAACAUUUCUACAGCAAUUUCCACAGCACUGUCAAAGAAACGCCCAACGCCAAUUGAAAAACGCAAAGUGGAGUCGAAUGGAAUAGGUUAUCGAAUUGCCAAAGGUUUGUUUCCUCCGGAUUCUGAAAUUCUUUCCUUGAUGGAAUUAGAUCCUCCAGACCCCCCGGGAAAUAAUAAGAAAAAACCUCCGGUGAAAAAAUCACAAGCAAAGUCAUCUAGAGUUACUGCUAGUCGAAAUAAAACAAAAAGGCAAACAUCAAAAAUAACAACCAGGGCCAAAUCUAGAAAUGGUUUACCCAAGAAAAGAUCGAGCCAAAAGUAUACCAAUAUUCAAACAGUAGUUGAUUACUCGAGUGAGAGUGAUUCUGAUUCGUCAGAAGAGAGAAUUUCUAAAAAGAGAGGCACAAAACUUCGUACAUCAAACGAUUCUAGUUCCACGGACAGUGAUUCAGAAAUAACCGAAGAUUUGUCAUCGGCGCAAACGCCUCAAGAGCCUAAUGUUGGUUUGAAUGAAAUCGAUGCACAUAAUUCUUCAUUUCUGACAAUAAAUGAGCCCUCUGAUUUCGGAAUUGAUCAUUCGAUUGGACCUGUAUCAUUUGCCAUUGCUCAGGAGACUGGUUACUCUUAUCCUCGAUUUAGGAGCAGUCCCAGAAUGAGAUAUGCAAAGGCAAAAUGUGAAGAUGCAUUUUGUGUUAGGGAUUUAUAUUAUGUGAAUGGUUCUUUCUUAGGAAGAUUAUUUUGUUUAGCAGAUGGACAUGGAGGCUCAGGAUGUUCUGCAUUUUUGACAUCCCGAGUUCCAGAUUGCGUAGAAAGCAUGCUUCGGCUUUACGAACCCACACAGUUAGAAGAUGACCACAUUCAAGAGAAUUUCAAACGAGACAUGACUGUGCUUAUUAGGCGCCUUGAUGACGAAUAUUUAAAUGCUAAGAGGGAGGAGUAUCGCCAUUGGCAGGCUCAUGAUGAUUUGGUAGCACCUAUUGAUGACGGAGCGACUUUGGUUAUAAAUUUAUUCUUUGGAGAAUGGUUCAUCAACAUAAAUGUUGGGGAUUCACGUACCAUUCUUGCGAGUAAAGUCAAUGAGAAGUGGACUGUUGAUUUUGCAAGCGAAGAUCACAAACCUUUUCUUGAACGCCUUGCUGUACAGAUCUUUUCUAAUGGUGGACUUUUUGUGGAUAGUCAAGACAAGCCGAUAAGAUUUGAUCCUUCUCCUCAAGAUCGCCCCAUCCGAACGAAUUUAAAAAGCGCACGCAUUAGAUUACAGAAUGCUGAUAAUGAUCUUGGAGUUCCUUAUAAGAAUAAUAAUGGGAAUAAUUGGUCACUUAACGUGGCCGCUACCUGUGGGGACUUACUCUUCAAAUUGGAUCCUUCUAAGCCAGUAAUAAAUUGUGUUCCGGAUAUUUACUUCAAUAAGCUUGGUGCAUUUUCGAAACGGACCGGCACAAAGCUAGAUUCUGGAGAGCAUAUAAAGAACAUUGCUAUGCACCUUUGUAAUAGGGAGGGUGAUCGUAGUCUAUUUGAAAAUACUCUACAAGAAUAUGACGACU
Messenger RNA from Acaulospora morrowiae, 1744 nucleotides. The record is from the annotation of a GenBank genome assembly. Lineage: Eukaryota; Fungi; Glomeromycota; Glomeromycetes; Diversisporales; Acaulosporaceae.